Molecule: messenger RNA, 963 nt
Organism: Cordyceps fumosorosea ARSEF 2679
Lineage: Eukaryota; Fungi; Ascomycota; Sordariomycetes; Hypocreales; Cordycipitaceae
Product: RADC family protein
Exons: 1
Coding region: 1-963 (320 amino acids)
Source: RefSeq, a predicted model, not a curated record
AUGGAAUCUACACCUUAUGUCGGCGGCGGCCCCUACUGCUACGCCAAUUCCUUUGCCACGGUUCUGGGUGCCAAGGCGCCUUCAACCGCUGUCAUUGAAUUCGCGACGUCUUCUGCUUUUGGCAUGGAAGUUAUCAAUGUCCCAAAGAAUCCCCUCGUCUUCUUUGACCCAUAUGGUUGGGAUCCGCUCAAGAGCUUCGACGACGCCUUGGAGGCCAUGGGCUGGCGCUGCACUCAGAUCAUUGGCAAGGACGCGCAGGACGCCCUCGCCUCCCUCAAGGCCGCCCUGCAGAACGGCCCCGUGUUCGUCGGCCCUGUCGAGAUGGGCCUCUUGAAGCACCAACCAAACGCUCGCGGCCCUAUCGGUGCCGAUCACUACGUCGUGAUCCUCGGCAUCGACAAUGACACGGUGGAGAUGCAUGACCCUCACGGCUACCCGUACGCCACCCUGCCCCUGCAGGAGUUCAUGGCCGCGUGGAAGACCGACUCACUCGGGUACGGCAAGUCGUACACCAUGAGGACCGACUUCAAGCAGUUUGAGUCGCUGACGGAGGAGGACGUCAUCCGGCGCUCCAUUCCCAACGCGCUCAAGCACCUCAACCUCAAGGCUGCCGGUGUGGAGGAGAUGCCGCCGGGAUCGGCUGCGAACGAGGCCGCGACGAAGUGGCUAUGCGACAGAAUCGAAGUCGGGCUUCCCGAUGGAAUGCGUGCCCAUUUCGUAUACUUUGCCGUGCAGGUUGGCGCGCGGCGAAGCAUCGAUGCCGCGACCUGUCUAUCGCGUGUGGGCUACACCGCAUCCGCAGCGGUCAUGGAUAAGAUUGCGCGCACGAUCGGCGCUUUGCAAUACCCGCUGACGCAGAAGCGCGAUGAAGCCGCAUUCGCUAUUUUGCAAAAACUCGGCCCGAUGUAUGAGGAACUGCGUGGCGUGCUAGAGACGGAGGCGAAGAAGACUGCAGCCAAUUAG